Molecule: messenger RNA, 1924 nt
Organism: Puntigrus tetrazona (Sumatra barb)
Lineage: Eukaryota; Metazoa; Chordata; Actinopteri; Cypriniformes; Cyprinidae
Exons: 10
Coding region: 158-1924 (588 amino acids)
Source: RefSeq, a predicted model, not a curated record
AUGUUAAUUUGUAAUGAGCAAUCUUAUCGGUCAUCCUUUUGGUCCACUGUGAAAAGGAAACAUAUUUUUAUUUGAUUUUAUUUUUAAUGUCUAUAUAACAUUUAUUAAGCUUUGAUUUUUAAUUUAGGAUAAUAUUUUAACUAAACGUUCCAUAUAAAUGUCAUCUGACCUUCUUCCAGAGAACUUAGCAUUUCAGCAAGUGGCCACACAGUCGUCCAUGUAUGAGUCCUGGUACAGCAAAAACGCAGUGGAUGGUGUACAUGACAGCUGUUCUCACACAAACCCACAGACCGACCCGUGGUGGAGAGUGGAUCUGAUGAAAGUAUACAGAGUGAACAGAGUGGCCAUCACUAACAGAGUGAGCCCUUAUUCUGACAUAGUAUCCAGAAUAAAUGGGGCAGUGAUUCGUGUUGGGAACUUCCCAGACGUUUACAGCAACCCAAUAUGUGCUGUAAUUUCUACUCUUUCAUCUGGAGCCACUGCCGACUUCUCAUGCGGUGCGAUGAUGGGACGUUAUGUGAUCGUUCAUAUUCCUGGAGUUCAGAAGAUUCUUACUCUCUGUGAGGUUGAAGUCUACAGGUAUUUGGGAGGAAAUCGGGCAUUAGAUGGAGCCACUACACAGUCAUCAACAUCAACAGGGAACUGGUUUUCUGAAAAGGCCAUUGAUGGUAAUCGAGGUCUCCAGCAGUUGUAUACGGGAUGCUCCUCGACUCUCAAUGAGUCUAACCCAUGGUGGAGGCUGGAUCUGCGUCAUAUUUACAGAGUUAUUGAAGUGGUCAUCACGAACAGAAAAGACUGCUGUGCCGAACGAAUAAAUGGAGCAGAGAUUCACAUCGGAAACUCUUUGGAGAACAACGGCAACAACAAUCCCAUAUGUGCUGUUAUUGCUGCUAUUCCAGCAGGUCAGUCCUACAGCUUCUCAUGUAACGGGAUGGAGGGACGUUACGUGAAUCUGAUCAUUCCUGGAGACAUGAAGAUACUCACUCUGUGUGAGGUGGAGUUGUAUGGAGAAGAGAACUUAGCAUUUCAGCAAGUGGCCACACAGUCGUCCAUGUAUGGAUCAUGGUACAGCAAAAACGCAGUGGAUGGUGUACAUGACAGCUGUUCUCACACAAACCCACAGACCGACCCGUGGUGGAGAGUGGAUCUGAUGAAAGUAUACAGAGUGAACAGAAUAAAUGGGGCAGUGAUUCGUGUUGGGAACUUCCCAGACGUUUACAGCAACCCAAUAUGUGCUGUAAUUUCUACUCUUUCAUCUGGAGCCACUGCCGACUUCUCAUGCGGUGCGAUGAUGGGACGUUAUGUGAUCGUUCAUAUUCCUGGAGUUCAGAAGAUUCUUACUCUCUGUGAGGUUGAAGUCUACAGGUAUUUGGGAGGAAAUCGGGCAUUAGAUGGAGCCACUACACAGUCAUCAACAUCAACAGGGAACUGGUUUUCUGAAAAGGCCAUUGAUGGUAAUCGAGGUCUCCAGCAGUUGUAUACGGGAUGCUCCUCGACUCUCAAUGAGUCUGACCCAUGGUGGAGGCUGGAUCUGCGUCAUAUUUAUCAAGUCAGUGAAGUGGUCAUCACGAACAGAAAAGACUGCUGUGCAGAACGAAUAAAUGGAGCAGAGAUUCACAUCGGAAACUCUUUGGAGAACAACGGCAACAACAAUCCCAUAUGUGCUGUUAUUGCUGCUAUUCCAGCAGGUCAGUCCUACAGCUUCUCAUGUAACGGGAUGGAGGGACGUUACGUGAAUCUGAUCAUUCCUGGAGACAUGAAGAUACUCACUCUGUGUGAGGUGGAGGUGUAUGGAGAAGGUCCAUUUUUAAAAAGGUCAAUUGUAAAAAUGCAGUUCAACUCCAGAGAGGAUUUGACUGACUCUUCAGUAGAAGAAAAUAUUCUGAAACUGUUAGAAUCUGCUCUAGCUGAUGGAGGAUUCUGA